Messenger RNA from Panthera uncia (snow leopard), 319 nucleotides. RefSeq names its product UPF0729 protein C18orf32 homolog. The transcript has a single exon. Lineage: Eukaryota; Metazoa; Chordata; Mammalia; Carnivora; Felidae. The coding region runs from base 35 to 319 and encodes 94 amino acids. The record is from RefSeq and is a predicted model, not a curated record. Gene Ontology annotation, biological process: positive regulation of canonical NF-kappaB signal transduction.
AAGGGCUACGUGCACCCGAUGCCUGAUUUUUCACAUGGACCUGGUGGCCACGGUGUGGGAAUUCCAGCCUGGGAGGAUGGUGUGCAUCCCUUGCUGCGUCAUGGUUCUGCUCUGGAUCUACAAAGAAUUCCUGGUGCCAUACAUAUGCCCUCUGCUUUCCCCCUUUGUUAGUCACAUGUGGCCUAGAAAAGCUCUUCUAAAAUCCCAUGAUAAAAACAAAGGCAAAGCAGACUGCAAGGGUGCAGACAUAAGUGGACUGCCAACAAAAGGACCAAAGGAAAUCUCUGAUAAAAAUAAAGACUUAAAGGGAUUGUUCUAA